This is a messenger RNA of Apis dorsata (giant honeybee), 774 nucleotides long. Its product is annotated as sperm flagellar protein 1. Bases 15 to 305 code for a protein of 96 amino acids. Gene Ontology annotation, cellular component: axoneme. Gene Ontology annotation, molecular function: microtubule binding. The record is from RefSeq and is a predicted model, not a curated record. The transcript has a single exon. Lineage: Eukaryota; Metazoa; Arthropoda; Insecta; Hymenoptera; Apidae. Gene Ontology annotation, biological process: regulation of cytoskeleton organization.
AAAUCCCAGUUUUUAUGGCUGAAUUGUUAAAACGGUACUAUCCUAAAAACAUCGAUAUACAUAAUUAUGUUCCUGGUAAUAGCGUUGCAAAAAAAAUAGAUAACUGGUGUACGCUAAAUCGGAAGGUACUUUCAAAGCUUGAUAUCAAAUUAGGAAAAGAUAUAAUCAAUAAAUUGGCAAAUUCGCAACCUGGUAUUAUUGAAAAAGUUUUAAUCGAAUUGCGAACUAAAAUUUUAAAAGAUUGUAAUACGGAAAGGAAUAAUUUAUAUUCUGAAUAUCAGGAAAACGAAAAACCAGGUACGUAAAUGAUUACAGUCAAAUAAUAAAAUUUUGGAAAAAAUUUGUAUAAUUUUUGAGCAAAAUUUUAUUUUCUAUAAAGAAGUUGUUAAGUCAGUGCUCAAUACUGAAGAAGUAGCGAAUAAAACUGUUCCACGUCAUGUUUUUGUUCGAUUAAAACAGGAAUUAGAAGAAAAAAAUGAAAUGAUAAAAAUGCUUCAUCAAAAGGUAUCUCAUCUCGAGUCUUUGAUAAAACUAAAAGAUCAAAGAAUUACAGAUCUUACUUCACAAAUAAUAAAACCUGUAGAACAAAAUACACCAAGAUCUGUAAAUUUAAGCCCCACAUCUAAUGUAGUUUCAAAACUUCGAACGAAAAUUAUAUAGAUAAUUAGAUAUUUUUGAAAGUUUGAAAUGUUUUGAAAAUAUUUUAAAUAACAGUGUACUUCAAAAAAUUAUAUUAUUUAUAAACUUUUAAUUAAUAUAUCAUUUUAACAUAGU